Messenger RNA from Anastrepha obliqua, 2654 nucleotides. It is a transcript of the gene Hsc70-5, whose product is annotated as heat shock 70 kDa protein cognate 5. Lineage: Eukaryota; Metazoa; Arthropoda; Insecta; Diptera; Tephritidae. Gene Ontology annotation, molecular function: ATP hydrolysis activity; heat shock protein binding; misfolded protein binding. The transcript is spliced from 6 exons. The record is from RefSeq and is a predicted model, not a curated record. Gene Ontology annotation, biological process: cellular response to unfolded protein; protein refolding. The coding region runs from base 122 to 2152 and encodes 676 amino acids. Gene Ontology annotation, cellular component: mitochondrion; cytoplasm.
GUAAAAAACGUGCUGCUGUUCUUUUUUUUCCUCCACACGCGAUAGUGAAGUUCGAGAAAUUUUCUAAGAUCAAGUAUUUGCUUGCAAGAAUUUAAUUUCGGUUCAAAUUAAGAAAAAAAAAAUGUUAAGAAUACCGAAGUUCAUCCCAAGAUUGAUUGGACAACGAUUUGUUGCUCCAGAUCACGGAAAGUUCUUAGUAAAGAACACUUAUGGAGUCACCACCCAACUGCGUCAGAAAUCUGGCGAAGUCAAAGGUGCCGUCAUCGGUAUCGACUUGGGUACCACAAAUUCUUGCGUGGCUGUAAUGGAAGGUAAGCAAGCAAAGGUUAUUGAAAACGCGGAAGGUGCACGUACUACGCCGUCCCAUGUUGCUUUUACCAAGGACGGUGAGCGUCUGGUUGGUAUGCCAGCGAAACGUCAGGCAGUUACAAAUUCAGCUAACACAUUUUAUGCGACGAAGCGUUUGAUCGGCCGUCGCUUUGAUGAUCCCGAAAUUAAGAAGGAUUUGAAAAAUUUGUCAUACAAAGUAGUGAAAGCAUCAAAUGGAGAUGCUUGGGUUUCAGCAACCGAUGGCAAAGUGUACUCUCCCUCCCAAAUUGGUGCUUUUAUUUUAGUAAAAAUGAAGGAAACAGCUGAGGCGUAUCUCAAUACACCAGUGAAAAAUGCCGUUGUCACUGUUCCCGCCUACUUCAAUGACUCACAGCGUCAAGCCACAAAAGAUGCUGGUCAAAUUGCUGGACUGAAUGUGUUGCGUGUUAUCAAUGAACCUACCGCCGCCGCAUUGGCCUACGGCAUGGAUAAGACCGAUGACAAAAUAAUUGCUGUAUAUGAUUUGGGUGGUGGUACGUUCGAUAUCUCUAUUUUGGAAAUUCAGAAAGGAGUUUUUGAAGUAAAGUCUACAAAUGGCGACACUCUGCUUGGCGGUGAAGAUUUUGAUAAUACAAUUGUCAACUACUUGGUGUCUGAGUUUAAGAAGGAUACUGGAAUCGAUAUUACCAAAGAUAAUAUUGCUAUGCAACGUUUAAAGGAAGCUGCUGAAAAAGCCAAGUGUGAGUUGUCCUCAUCGCAACAGACAGAUAUCAAUUUGCCCUACUUAACCAUGGAUACUUCUGGCCCACAACAUAUGAAUUUGAAAAUGACCCGUUCUAAGCUCGAAAGCCUCGUCGGUGAUUUAAUAAAGCGUACAAUUCAGCCCUGUCAAAAGGCUCUGUCUGAUGCCGAGGUUUCUAAGGCAGAAAUCGGUGAAGUUUUGCUGGUCGGUGGUAUGACAAGAAUGCCAAAAGUACAGCAAACAGUACAAGAUCUUUUCGGCCGACAGCCUUCACGUGCCGUAAAUCCCGAUGAAGCUGUAGCCGUCGGUGCCGCAGUACAAGGUGGUGUACUCGCUGGAGAUGUCACCGAUGUUUUGCUUCUCGAUGUCACACCAUUGUCUCUGGGUAUCGAAACAUUGGGCGGUGUUUUUACCCGUCUUAUCUCCCGCAAUACUACCAUUCCCACCAAGAAAUCGCAGGUAUUCUCUACCGCCGCUGAUGGCCAAACGCAAGUGGAAAUUAAGGUACACCAAGGCGAGCGUGAAAUGGCAUCUGAUAAUAAAAUGCUUGGAUCUUUCACAUUGGUGGGCAUUCCACCCGCACCCCGUGGUGUUCCACAAAUCGAAGUAGUGUUCGAUAUUGAUGCCAACGGUAUCGUUCACGUUUCCGCUAAAGACAAAGGUACCGGCAAGGAACAACAAAUCGUUAUUCAAUCAAGCGGUGGCUUAAGCAAGGAUGAAAUCGAAAACAUGAUUAAGAAAGCUGAAGAAUAUGCUGCUACUGACAAGAAGAAGCGUGAGUUGAUUGAAUUGGUCAAUCAAGGAGAGAGUAUUGUGCAUGACACCGAGACUAAGAUGGAGGAAUUCAAGAGCCAAUUACCAGCUGAAGAAUGUGAGAAACUAAAGAAAGAAAUCGCUGACUUGCGUACGCUCCUGGCCAACAAGGAAACCGCUGAGCCUGAGGAAGUCAGAAAAGCCACCAGUCAAUUGCAACAAUCAUCGCUGAAACUCUUUGAGAUGGCAUAUAAAAAGAUGUCCGCGGAACGCGAGAGUAGCGCAGCUGGGGGAAGCAGCAGUUCUGAACAGACUACCUCGGAAGAACAGAAGGAGGGAAAGAACUAAAAUAAUUCUUUGGUUGAGGGGUACGCUUGUGUGAAUUGUAUCGAGUAAAUAUUAUAAUAAUCGAAUCCUACCCAUUUGCCACUCUACAUUCGAAACGGUAGGUAGAGUGAAACUCAUGCGACCAUGAUGAUCCAUAAAUUUUUAAUUGUUUCUUAUGGAAUCCUACAAUCAAGUGAGAGGAUCUCGACAUUGCUAAUUUUUUUUUAAUCAGCAAACAGGAUUUCGAAAUAAGAUAUGACCACAAUUUUAUUUGUAUGUGGUUUUUGUUAACUUAAUAAAAUAGAUUAGUUUCUAAUUACUUAGAAUAAACAAAAUCGCAAAGAAGAGAAUAUUCGCAUAAAAACGAAACUGAAAUGGAUUAUUUUUAAGCAGUUUAUUGUUAGUGAUUUAACAUUUGUGUAAAAUGAGCGUACACCAAGUUGCGUUUAUUUUCUUGUGAAGUACACUAAAUAUGAAAUAUGUAUAUAAAUAUAUGUAUUAAUAAAUAAUAACAUAAAUAGUA